AUGGCUGCCGAUCCUCUUACACGCACAACUGUGGACGAGUUGAUGCUCGAAGACGCUGCCUUUGACACAGAUGACGAUCCUUUUGCAGACAGACCAAGUCGGAAUACAGAACGUGACGACAAGACUACUUUGAGUCCUCGCAAACGCAAAGCAGAAGAGGAUGUCUUUGGAGGAAACAUUGACGAGGAAGUCAAGAUCACAAGACAGAGAAAGAAGAUUCCAAAGCUUGAUGCGGACAGGCUGCUAUCAGAGCCAGGUCUUCCAAAGCUGAAGACUCAAAUACGUUCCGGACAAAUGAAGAGGAAGUUGAGGCUGAAAGGCAAGGGUCAUGAAUUCGACGACGUUGCUAAGCUCCUGAACUUCUACCAGAAUUGGCUCGAUGGUUUAUAUCCUCGAGCAAAAUUUGCAGAUGCUUUACAACUCGUCGAAAGAGCUGGUCACACGAAAAAAUUGCAAAUGUACAGAAAAUCAUGGAUAGAUGAGAGUAAGCCUGGACACAUCAUGAGAGAAGAUAUGGCAAAAGCUGUGGAUGAACAGGAUCGCAGUGAAAGAAGUGCUCUUGAAGCGCAACAGCUAGACACAAGGGAGGUGUCUGGGCAGUCGAUUGAGGAGGAGCAAAUAUCAAUGUUCUUCGGCGAUGCUGGUGAAGAUGAUAUAGAGCCUGGCGGCCCAGACGAUGACGAGCUUGACAUGUUGCUUGCUCAGGAUCAACAACCUAAUCAUGUACAGUCCAAAAGGGUCACGGAAAACGUAGAUUCGGAAGGCGAAGAUGAUCUGGAUGCACUAUUGGCACAAGAAGCUUCGCGAAAACCAACUUCAUCAAAUAAUGCCGAGAAGCAGACAGAAGAAGAAGAUGAUGACGACGACGACGACGACCUCUCCGCAUUACUCUCCGCACACUCACAUAACGGUGGAGUAGAGCCUGUCUCUCACAAGCAACAUAUCGAUGUCCAGGAAGACUCUCUUGACAAUGGUACGGACGAGCUUGAUAAGCUGAUUGACAAUCAGACUGGUUCACCGGAACCUGACUUGCCAGGUAUCUCGGUCACACGAACGACCUCAAGUGUAAAUGAGCUGGACGAGUUUACAAAUAGAGAUGAUGUGAAGAUCAACCAGCAACACGACGAUAGUACUCUGGCAGAAGGAUUCUUUUCUUCCAGUCCAAUACCAAAUGGUGAAAGUCAAUAA
Lithohypha guttulata is the source of this 1188-nucleotide messenger RNA. It is a transcript of the gene CSM3, whose product is annotated as chromosome segregation in meiosis-related protein. Lineage: Eukaryota; Fungi; Ascomycota; Eurotiomycetes; Chaetothyriales; Trichomeriaceae. Gene Ontology annotation, molecular function: DNA binding. Gene Ontology annotation, biological process: replication fork processing; replication fork arrest; DNA damage response. The transcript has a single exon. The coding region runs from base 1 to 1188 and encodes 395 amino acids. Gene Ontology annotation, cellular component: nucleus; replication fork protection complex. The record is from RefSeq and is a predicted model, not a curated record.